ACAGACCAUCAUCAAACAUCGUCAGACGUUAUCUUUGUGAUAUAGUUAAAACUUAAGUUAAGUUUAAUAAUUCGUGUAGAUAGGUGGAUUGAAAGCUGUAGAAUCUAACCUAAUGUUUAUCAUGGACAAUGUAAUAGGUUAAUUUCAAAUAUUUGUACGUAUCACCCCCAAUAAGGUAAAUACUUAUAUAAUAUAGUGCAGAAGAAACUUUUACUUUUAGUGUACGUUUUGUUUGUUAAUUUUAAAAUUUAAUGUAAAUAAAUAAGAACCACUACCACUGAGUACCAGUAAGAUGAUAGUUGAUACUACUAUUCAGUUUUAGUAAUUUUACUACUAGUAGUACUAGUUCAGUAGUUGUUACGAUGAAAUCAGAUCAAGUCUCGAUACCAACUACUCAAAACAAUAAACCAAGGAAGUAGAAGUAUGGCAGCUUCCAGUGUCAUAGUAUUGCUUAAAGGUGAUCACGAUGAGAAUGCAAAGGAUCCAUAUUCAGAACAUUUGAAGACACUCAAUCUUCAACCUGUUAUCAUUCCUAUUCUCCAGUUUCAGUUUAUUAACUUAGAAGAACUAAGUGCCAGUUUGAAAAGAGACUAUUCUGGUAUUGUUUUCACGAGCCAGCGAGCCGUAGAGGCUGUUACCUGUGCCAUGUCUAUACUUUCAGGUGACGAGAGAGAGGUUCUGUCACGUAAGUGGAGAUCUAAGUUGACGUUUGUUGUGGGUGAGGCAACUGCCUUAGCAGCAGAAACCAGUCUUGGCUUUGAUACAAUUGGGAAAGAAUCGGGAAAUGCUGAAGCUCUUGUACCUGUGAUUCUUAGACAACUUAUACCAUGUGAGGGACCUAAAUCUUUGUUGUUUCCAUGUGGUAACCUCAGGAAAGACACCAUUUCCUCUGGACUACAGUCAAAAGAUAUCCGUGUUGAAGAGAUUGUAUCUUACCAGUCCAUUUGUCAUCCAGACCUUCUAAAGAACAUUGAGAAAUUAUUUUUUGAAAAGGGAACACCAGACAUUUUUGUGUAUUUUAGCCCAUCUGGAGUUAAAUUUUCACUUCCUAUAAUCAAAGAUGUUGGAUUGAAAAUUGAAAGCAUUAAGUUCGUUGCCAUUGGACCGUCCACAAAAGAGGCAUUACUUCAAGCAGGGUUGAACCCUUCCGCUACUGCAGCUAAGCCUACUCCCGAAGGUUUGACCCAAGCAAUCCAAUCGUUGCUUAUUGGUUAACUUGUGAAAAUACGGUGCUACGUUGGAGUUAUGUUCCAGUUUAUAACAACUAGAUUUUUCGUUGAGUUUCAAAUAACCAACGAUGUGUGUCAAACGCAAAGAUGGAGCUGAAAGAUAUGAGAUUCUGUUUAUGCCUUAUAAAAUAUCCCUAUUAUUUAUCAUUGUUUUGUUAGUUUGAAAGAGUGGUUUAUAUAAUGUUUUUAUAGAGAUAUGAAAGUAAAAAUCGUUUUCCCAACCUCUUAACCAUUGAUGGUCAACGUCCUAAUUACUAAUUAUGUUUAGUGUAUUGAUCUACUCACCAUCUUUAGCAUUUGUGUAAUUUGCAAAUAUUUAUAGGCGCCCUCUCGUGGAUGUUUACUAGAGGUUAAUAAUGCUUGGAGACGGCUUGAAUGGGUAAAGGAAAAAUUUUAAUAUAAGUUUAAAUAACAGCAAAUGUACAACGUUUCGACAAGGUUUUUGUCAU
This is a messenger RNA of Limulus polyphemus (Atlantic horseshoe crab), 1678 nucleotides long. Its product is annotated as uroporphyrinogen-III synthase-like. The transcript is spliced from 9 exons. Bases 424 to 1215 code for a protein of 263 amino acids. Gene Ontology annotation, biological process: uroporphyrinogen III biosynthetic process. Lineage: Eukaryota; Metazoa; Arthropoda; Merostomata; Xiphosura; Limulidae. Gene Ontology annotation, molecular function: uroporphyrinogen-III synthase activity. The record is from RefSeq and is a predicted model, not a curated record.